AUGCCUCUCACCGGACACUGCCUCUGCAAGGCCGUCACCUACAAGGCCGACGUCGACGCCCCCAUCAUCACCGGCUACGACCACUGUGACGACUGCCAGCGCCAAUCCGGCUCCACCUACUCUCUCGUCGUCGUCGUCCCCAAGGCCUCCCUCACCAUCAACGGUCCCAUCAAGAAGUGGACCGGCACCGCCGCCUCUGGAAACGCCGUCCACCGACUCUUCUGCUCCGAGUGCGGAUCUCCCAUCGCCCACGACCCCGAUGGUGCUCCCGAGAUCAUUGCCCUCAAGGGCGGCACUCUCGACACCGAGAUCAAGAAGACUCUGAAGCCUGAACACGAGAUCUGGACCGCUGGCAAGCUGCCCUUCUGCCAGGAGAAGCUCGCCCACCCCCAUGAGUUUAUGCCAUAA
Molecule: messenger RNA, 408 nt
Organism: Trichoderma breve
Lineage: Eukaryota; Fungi; Ascomycota; Sordariomycetes; Hypocreales; Hypocreaceae
Product: glutathione-dependent formaldehyde-activating enzyme domain-containing protein
Exons: 3
Coding region: 1-408 (135 amino acids)
Molecular function (GO): carbon-sulfur lyase activity
Source: RefSeq, a predicted model, not a curated record